This is a messenger RNA of Zingiber officinale, 2328 nucleotides long. RefSeq names its product protein REDUCED WALL ACETYLATION 3-like. Gene Ontology annotation, cellular component: Golgi apparatus. NCBI's taxonomy places the organism in Eukaryota, Viridiplantae, Streptophyta, Magnoliopsida, Zingiberales, Zingiberaceae. The coding region runs from base 262 to 1899 and encodes 545 amino acids. Gene Ontology annotation, biological process: plant-type secondary cell wall biogenesis; xyloglucan metabolic process; xylan biosynthetic process. Gene Ontology annotation, molecular function: acetyltransferase activity. The transcript is spliced from 17 exons. The record is from RefSeq and is a predicted model, not a curated record.
ACCGAACCCGCACCUCUCUCCAGCACCGUUGUCCAACUGCUCCUGCGACUCGAUCGGCGAGAGGGCGACUUGUCGCCCAAAAUCAUACCAUUGCAAUUUCCGGAUUCUCUCGUUGACUCCAUUUGGAGGCAAAUCUAAGGUCCUUUCUUGAUUCAUCGCUUGUGAAAUCCUGUGGAUUGCUCACCCUGUUGAUGAAGAUCCACCUCGUAUCCCUCUGAUCCCAGGAAGAAGCUUUUUUUGCGAGCUCAGUUGUGGAGGAAGAUGGUGGAGUCAGGACCGGUUACGCCCGGACAGGUUUCCUUCUUGCUCGGAUAUCUCCCUGUUUUUAUUGCAUGGAUAUAUUCAGAAUUUUUUGCGUACCAAAAAUCUUCCUUCAUCACAAAAGUUCAUUCAGACACAAAUUUGGCCGGCCUGGAGCAAGAAACAUCCAAGGGAAAUGAUAGGGAUGCUUUAAUGGAAGGAGGCAUAUCAAGAUCCUCUGCUAUAAGAUCCCGACAUACAUCAGUCAGGGCAAAUUUAUUCAGGUUUAUAUCAAUGGACAAGUCUUUUUUGCUAGAACAUAGAGCAUUGUUGAGAGCCAUGGCAGAAUUUGGAGCUAUUCUUAUUUACUUCUACAUCUGUGAUCGAACAAAUCUGUUUUCACAAACCACCAAGAGUUACAGCCGGGACCUAUUUCUUUUUCUUUAUAUUCUCCUUAUAAUAACUUCAAUCCUGACGUCUCUAAAAAAGCAUAAUGACAUAUCAUCUUUUACUGGGAAAUCCAUAUUAUAUCUGAAUCGUCAUCAAACUGAUGAAUGGAGAGGAUUGAUGCAGAUUUUAUUCUUAUUGUACCACUAUUUUGCUGCUGCCGAAAUAUACAAUGCAAUAAGAGUCUUCAUUGCUGCUUAUGUUUGGAUGACUGGCUUUGGGAACUUCUCUUACUAUUACGUACGCAAGGAUUUUAGUGUUGCUCGGUUUGCUCAGAUGAUGUGGCGGCUAAAUUUGUUUGUGGCAUUUUGCUGCAUUGUCCUAAACAACGAUUACACAUUGUACUAUAUUUGUCCAAUGCACACUCUUUUCACUCUUAUGCUUUAUACUGCACUUUCCAUCUACAACAAAUAUAAUGAGAUUGCACCUGUAAUGGCUGUCAAGAUAAUAUGCUGCUUUCUUAUGGUCAUCUUCAUAUGGGAGGUACCUGGAGUGUUUGAUAUUGUGAUGGGUCCUUUUACCUUCCUACUAGGAUACAAAGAUCCCAAUCCUUCCAAAGCAGGGUUGCCGCUCUUGCAUGAGUGGCAUUUCAGAUCUGGCCUUGACCGCUAUAUCUGGAUCAUAGGCAUGAUAUGUGCAUAUUAUCACCCAACUGUUGAAAGAUGGAUGGAGAAGCUCGAGGAAUCUGAAACUAGAAGGAAAUUGUACAUAAAGACAAUCAUAGUCUCAUCAUCCUUGUUGAUUGGGUAUUUGUGGUAUGAAUUUAUCUACAAGCUAGACAAAAUUACCUACAACAAGUUCCAUCCAUAUACAUCAUGGAUUCCUAUCACUGUCUACAUUUGCCUGCGGAAUUUCACCCAGCAGCUUCGGAGCUCCUCCCUCACUCUUUUUGUCUGGAUUGGUAAAAUCACACUGGAGACCUACAUCUCUCAAAUCCAUAUUUGGCUGAGGUCAGGCAUGCCGAAUGGGCAACCCAAAUGGCUUCUCUGCUUCAUUCCGAGUUAUCCUUUACUCAAUUUCCUGCUUACUACGGCAGUUUAUCUCUUUAUAUCCCGCAGGAUAUUUAACCUGACGAAUUUGUUGAAGACUAAUUUCAUCCCUAGCAAUGAUAACAAACGCCUCUUUCAAAAUUUCGUUUUUGGGGCCAUGAUUUCUAUUUGCUUGUAUUUCAUGUCCUUGGUUCUUCUUCACAUCCCCGGAAUAUCGGGAUAACGAGUUGCAAUCUGCAUCGAAAACGAGGAGUUCUUUUCUACUGGGAAGUGAAAUUCUGGAAUCUUGUACAAGAUGCUCUCAGGGUUCCUGCUUUACUCAGCAUUUACAUUCUGAUACAUGCCCUUUUGAUUGCUUCAUUACACGCAUGAUCCAAUUUUGCUUUGGCACGCAGAUACCGAGGAAAUAGCUAAGAAAAGAAGCUAGUGUGUUUGUAUUUACGUGUAUCCGAGAAGGUGUGGGAGUAGAGAUUGCAAGGAUUUUUUUUAUUCUUUUUAUGUUUUUGUUGUUGUUGGUUUUAUUAAUUGCACUUAGAUUUCAUUAUUUCAUUGAUUCUGCUUUUGUGUUUGUAAACUAGGGUCAAAAAUUGACUUAAUGUCGGCAAUAACUCCGUCAUGAAUCAUUCAUUAUAUACUACACCAGUCAUACAAA